UUUAAUGUAUAAAUAAAUAUCUGGGACUGCAGAAUAUCUCAUCCGAGUUGAGGGUGCCGGUUUAGUGCCUUUGUUUAGUAUCUGACAGCUACAGUUGUUAUAUGACAAGUUGAAUAAUAUUAGUACUGCUUCUGCUGUCAAUCAACAACAAAGAAAGCCUCUACGUCUACAAUGGUAGCUAAAGACUUCAUUGAACUCUUUGCAAAAUUCAACUAUGCUAAUCGUGUAGCCGUGGAAGACUUCUCUGACAGGCUAAGUCUAUUCACAGUAGUCCUGUUUCUAAUCGCCUGCAUAGUUGUAUCAGCUAAACAAUACUUUUUAAAUUCAAUCUCAUGUUAUAUUCCUGUUAAACCGACUGGUGAAAAUUACAAUGCUUAUUUAACUGAUUAUUGUUGGGUGCAUGGAACUAUUCCACUGAGACCUGAUGAACCGAUGCCGUCUACGCCUAAAGAAUGGGAACAGUAUGAUGAGCUGAGAAGAAUAACCUAUUAUCAAUGGGUACCUUUCGUUCUCGGACUGCAGUGUAUAUUCUUUUACAUUCCUCAUAUCGCUUGGCAAGCUGUGUGUGCUAAUCGAUCAGGCGGAGAUCUAUUCGCUCUAGUAAAAGCUGCAGCAGAUGCAGCCAUCUCUGAACGUGGUUCACGUAAAAGUCAGGUGAAACGUGUUGCUGAGUUCUUGGAGGAUAUGAUUGACGGUCACAAAGAUUGUCGUCAUGGACGCAGAAUGAAUCUAACCAGACGUGCGUAUGAUAUGUGUGGAAUAUGCGUCGUUAGUAAACGUCUUGGCACUUGUCUUGUCUUCUCCUAUAUCUGCGUUAAGUUAAUCACCAUUAUCAAUGCUAUCAUGCAAGUGUACCUCAUUCAACGUUUUCUCGGAUUUUAUUCUGAUGGCAGCGCUGGCCAACGGAGUAUGCAGCUUGGUAAACCAUAUGAAGCUAACGGGCAAGUUGCGGCAAUAUCAAAUCAUGAGAAUGAAGAUUUAGAAGGUUUUGGAUUUGGUUUAACAGUUGCUAAUCAUAUACGCGCUGGACGUGAUUGGCCGGAAACAAUAUUAUUCCCACGUGUUGCCUAUUGUCGUGUCCCAGGGAUUCGAUUAGUCGGUGCAGAAAAUGCCUAUACUGCUCAAUGUGCCUUACCUAUAAAUAUGUUAAAUGAGAAGAUCUACAUCUUUUUCUGGUUUUGGAUAUGCUUUUUAAUUGCAGCAAGUAUUUUCAGCCUAGUAUUAUGGUUGAUUCGAAUGGUGAUAGCACCAAGACGUAAAGAUUUCAUUAAACGUUUUCUACGCAUUAAAGGAAUACGCUCAAGAAGUGGCGCUGAAAUAACACGGGCUGAUUUAGAUGAAUUCAUUGAUGAUUAUCUCCGACGUGAUGGUGUCUUCCUUAUUCGUAUGCUGGCAAUCAAUGCAGGUGAUGUUAUCACAUCGGAGAUUGUUAUGGCUUUAUACGAACAUUAUAUAGAUAACAUUUACUCAGUGGAUAAUUCACCACAGAAAAGCUUAGAAAAGGAACCAUUGAAGGAGGGGUCUGGGAUACCACCAAAUUAUGUGUAAUUUUGAAGAAGAUAAAUUGAAACAGGGGGAUAUGUUUUAUCUACUGUCUGUCAUUGUAAUUUUACUAUUUCUACGCGGAAGAACAAACCUAUGUGUUCAUUGGUGUGGACUAAUAACUCUUCCCAUCGCACACCUCAAUUCGUAAUUUUAUAAGAAGGCGAUAUACCGCCUACCAUGUGUAUGUGUGCCGUUAUCAUUCGCCUUUAAUAACAAACUAUUCGUCUUCCAUUCCUCUUUUUUUAUUAAAUAAAAAAUAUAUAUAAAUUACUCCAUGUUAUAUUUAGACUCUCUGGAUUUUUAUUUGUUGUUUUUAUAUAAUCAUAGACAAAUCUACUUCAAUAAUAAUUCCAUACUACCUAUUUUUUAAUACACAAUUGAUUUUUAUCAUUUAUUUUUAUUGUUCUUUUUUAUAUAAAUAUAUUUUGAAGAGAACGUAUCUAUCUAUAGUUGUGUUGUUCCUUGUCAAGCUUAUUUUUAAAGACUGUCAUCAUAGUUUGUGUGUGUGUGUGUGGAUGUGUGUCAAUACUCAGAAUUUCGAUGUUCGUGUCUCCACUGGCUACUUUUCCGAUACUGCCUUUUUUUGUGCUCAUUUCUUAAAACGAUUUUAUUUGUGUAGUAUUAACAGUAUUAUUUUUUAUUGUUAUGAUCAUGCAACAGCAACAACUAUACCACUACUACCAUUAUUAUUGUUAUUAUUCUUUGUAUCCCCCUCCCUCUGUUUUUCAAUUGUAUCUUAUUGAUUAACCCCUGAACAUUGUCAAUUUUUGCAGUUUUACAAUCUUGUGUAGUAGUAAAAUAGGUCUUUUAUCAA
This is a messenger RNA of Trichobilharzia szidati, 2359 nucleotides long. The record is from the annotation of a GenBank genome assembly. Lineage: Eukaryota; Metazoa; Platyhelminthes; Trematoda; Strigeidida; Schistosomatidae.